Messenger RNA from Postia placenta MAD-698-R-SB12, 1014 nucleotides. RefSeq lists its product as hypothetical. NCBI's taxonomy places the organism in Eukaryota, Fungi, Basidiomycota, Agaricomycetes, Polyporales, Adustoporiaceae. The record is from RefSeq and is a predicted model, not a curated record. The transcript is spliced from 4 exons. The coding region runs from base 1 to 1014 and encodes 337 amino acids.
AUGGAUAGUCCUGAUACUCCGAGUCCCGGAACGUCUCAACAGACUAGUGGAUCCCGCCCCUGGACUAUCACUUCCCGUCCCUCUGAAGAUUCUGACCACUCGGUUACCUCGUUCAGAGUCGACGCUUGUCGUAGAUGGGUCGAAGCCAAUAUCAAUCGCUCCUUUUGGUCGCCCGAAUUUGUGUCCGGCGGUCGCUCAACUUCAGUUGAUGGCGGUUUCAAACGCUAUGCCUUUCGUUCUGCGACACUAUCCACGGAGGCCGAGAGAUCGUCUCGAGGCUCUUCCCGUAGAUCCAGCAGAUCAUGUCCCAGAUUCUCGUCUGGUGUUCGUGGCCGGGAUGUGGGGCCAUCUGCUGGCGUCGUGUAUGUGGACGAACCUCACGCCCGGAAACCUCCAGCUGCGGCUCCGGCUCCACGGCACCCCCCACCGAGACCGAUUGCUGCUUUGGACGCGAUUGUGCCUGUCUCCACACAGACGGCCCCUUCCCGCAGGAUGGCGUUGCCCAUCCCGAUGACCCCACAACUAUGCGUGGACACUGCAGCCACAAUGCCACCCAGUCCGCAGGAAACAUCGAGCAUGUCAUUUGCUGCAACGCGAGCGUCUCCGCGCGAGAUGCACGCUCAAACUACCUAUUCUCCUGUUCUCGAGGGACGAGGGGCAUUAGCGCUCUACUCUUCAAGACCUUCGAGAGGGAUGGUACACCGGGGCCUGCACACUCUACAGGCUGAAGACGCGGUGUUGCCGCCCGAUGCCGAUGUGCUUCGUGAGAUACAGAGGAUGUUACUGACUGGGAGUUUAGGCGAGUCGUCUCAUCGUGCCUUCGAUCCUCAUAGCCUCGAUGCCCUGAGGUACCAUGCGCGCACUGUUACUUCCGGUCGCAGCCAGAGCGAAUCGCUAGCUUCAAACAAUCCACACGAUGCACAUGAUACCUUGGCCGACAUGGUGGUAUUGCUGCAUUCGCAGUCCCUCAUGGACAGAACUUCCGUCUUUUCUAACAUAGCUCCAGAACAGUAG